Haliotis rubra (blacklip abalone) is the source of this 2708-nucleotide messenger RNA. RefSeq lists its product as uncharacterized. Gene Ontology annotation, cellular component: vacuolar proton-transporting V-type ATPase, V1 domain. Gene Ontology annotation, molecular function: proton-transporting ATPase activity, rotational mechanism. The record is from RefSeq and is a predicted model, not a curated record. Lineage: Eukaryota; Metazoa; Mollusca; Gastropoda; Lepetellida; Haliotidae. Gene Ontology annotation, biological process: proton transmembrane transport. The transcript is spliced from 15 exons. Bases 106 to 2463 code for a protein of 785 amino acids.
AUCUGCUCAUGAACUCCACGCAGAGAAACGCAUUCAGAUGGUGUUAAAUGGUGUCCAGAGUUGUCAUAUUAAACGAGAAGCGGAGGUUUCGAAUACUAAUCGAGAAUGUCACUGACUGCAACAGACACCAAGACACUGCAGUACCUGCUGAAGGUGUCAAAACCUGCCCAUGAUCCACUGGUGACUUUAGCUGGUGUGACAGCCAUCUUUGAGUUUGUCAGAUCGACAGAUGACAAAAAAGUUGUGCAAUGGAUGUUGGAGGAAGGUCUGGCUGAUAUAUUGGUCAGCUGCUUGGACACCUGGAAACCACAGGGCAACAGCCAGGACAUACACAGUGUUCUUGUGUUGGUCACACUGGAACUCACCCACCAUCUUUCAUCCAUACCUCACAUGCUUCCGCAACAAAUGAUGACAGGCAGAUUUUACACAUCGCUACUUCAUUUAGUAAACACGAAAGGAGAAUUUUUCAGAUUCUCUGAUGAGUUUCAAAAAACGUUUUGCUUCUUAACACAAAGAAAACAGCUCAUUGCAAAUGUAGUCAAGGAGAGAGUUGAUGGAGAUGUUAAACAUCAUCUUGGAAACGUUCUAAAAUAUCCCGUAGAUCUUCCUGGGUGUGUGUACAGAUGCAGCUGCUUCGACACCAGUGAGGAGACGGACAUCAACAUCACACAACAGCUAAUAAGUGAAGGUCUAGCCUGGCCCAACUUAGACACACAGGAAGAAGCUCUACAGAACUGGACAGAUGUGGUUAUUACCCAGUAUCUCGGGGAUCAGUACUUCUUUGCUCUACUUGGUGAAGCAGCCAUCAGACAGGCAGCUGCCAUCAAGUCCAUCAUAGAAAACGAGAAGGGUGAUCUGAAAGCUGCAUCUAUCGAGGUCAGAAAGAUUGUGCUUGUGCUUGCAUUUCGAGAUGGGCAACAGGAGUAUGUGCGAGGUCAGGUUGUCAGCCAUGUUGGAGAAUGGGUGACGGUGAUGAUGCUGGACUAUGGUGGGGUGAGGGAGGUUCAGCUGCUGGAUGUCUUCGAGUUGCCGUCUGCUCUCAGUCUCAUGUACUUCCCAGCCCAGGUCUCCCUGUGCUACCUGGCAGGUGUGCGUGCACCGGCCUGUGAUGUUAACACCAUGCAGUUGGCCCUGGCAUCAAUGUGUAACCUCAUCCGCUACUGUGUCGCAUCAGGGUUGACUUUGUUGAAGACAGAUUGUUGUUUGACAUACUUGCUGCGGGUCCUGCGGUGUCCGGACUCCAGCCUGGUGCUGCAGACUCUCCGCGUCAUCAACAACCUGGCCACCAACCCUCGCACCGACCAGACUCUGUUCGAACCAGUUCUCCUCGACCUUCUCGAGCUCAUGAAGAGUUUGCCACACCGGAGUUGGAGCAUCAACAUGAUGGAGGACAUCAGCUACGUCUGCAUGUCCUGCAUCGCCAACAUCCUCAGCUUCUCCAGGCACUACCGCUCUCUCUUUUACCAGAACGAAGGAUUGUCAACUGUACUACAAAUCCUGGUUGGCUACAAACCAUUAAAGCCUGUAUCCAGGAUAGGCACUCAGCUCCUGCGCAAUUUCCUGUAUGUGACAGAGGUGAAGGUCACACAACAACGGCCGUCAGGUGGUGUUGUCCCAAAGGCUGACAUGCUAACUGCAGUAAGUACUAGACUGAACCGGUCAAAGAGUCCUCAUUUGCCAGACUCCAGGUCAGAGGGUGUCAGCUCCAGUGAGGAGGAGGGGAACACAAGAGAGGACCCGUCUGCUACGCAUCAUGUGUCCCCCACAAGAGGUGCAGGACUAGAAGAUGGGGAUGUUGUGGCCAUCAAUUCAGGAGAGAUGCAGACUGCUCCAAAUCGGCAGUACGUCUAUGGUUCUCAGGUGGAUUUCGAUAAUGAUCUGACACAUGAAAUCAUACCCAACAAAGAGUUGUCUAAAGUUUCUAAAACAGCUGUUGCUGAUGUUGUCUGUGGGAUGCUGAACAGUCGUGGAGGUACAAUCUACUUUGGAGUGUCUGAAGAUCACAUUGUCCGGGGCAUGAAGAUCAGUCGCAAUGACCGAGACUCCUUUCGCCUGGGUGUUGACAAUAUGAUCAUGGAUUGGAUAUCACCCCCUGUGUUGCACAUCCAGUUUGAGCUAGUUUACACACCGGUCUUUACAGCCACGUACAGACCCCGGCACCAAACGACUACAUCCAGAUCUAUACAUUGUGAGUACAUCCAGGUGACAGAUCAGUAUAUUGUAGGUGAGUACAUCCAGGUGACAGAUCUGUACAUUGUAGAGUUCAAAAUUCCACCAAGUCGAGGUGCUCUCCACUCAACCAGCGGCAGGUGUCUGUACAGGUUCGGUACCCGAACACUCCCUCUCUCUACCAAGGAGGUGAGGGAGCUGGUUGUCAUGGCUGAAGAAAAUGUAUAUAAGGAGGAAAUACUCAGUUGGAGACAGAAGUUAAAGAACCUGAAAGACAAGAAGCUCCAAUCAUGAAUAUACACAUACACUUGUUUGUAUUCUAGUGGGAUAGAGGUGCAGAUACAACCUCAUAUUUGUGUCCCAGUAGGAUAGAGGUGCAGAUACGAUCUCAUAUUUGUGUCACAGUGGGGUAGAGGUGCAGAUACGACCUCAUGUUUGUGUCACAGUGGGGUAGAGGUGCAGAUACGACCUCAUGUUUGUGUCACAGUGGGGUAGAGGUGCAGAUACGACCUCAUGUUUGUGUCACAGUGGGAGUAGAG